This is a messenger RNA of Coniophora puteana RWD-64-598 SS2, 1777 nucleotides long. Its product is annotated as glutamate decarboxylase. Gene Ontology annotation, biological process: L-glutamate catabolic process. The record is from RefSeq and is a predicted model, not a curated record. Gene Ontology annotation, cellular component: cytosol. Bases 1 to 1629 code for a protein of 542 amino acids. Gene Ontology annotation, molecular function: glutamate decarboxylase activity; pyridoxal phosphate binding. NCBI's taxonomy places the organism in Eukaryota, Fungi, Basidiomycota, Agaricomycetes, Boletales, Coniophoraceae. The transcript has 10 exons.
AUGGCUUUGUCAAAGCAUAUCAACCCCGACACACUCAUCAAAGAGUCUAAGGACAAGAAGAAUCAUCACCACCAACUUACCAAGUCUGAUCCUAACAAAAUCCACCAUCCUUACGGUGCUCGCUAUGGCACAGCCUCUAUUCCCAAAUACCACCUCCCUUCCACGGGCACCGACGCUGAGGACGCUUAUCAGCUCAUCCAUGAUGAGCUUUCCCUCGAUGGUAACCCCAGCUUAAACCUAGCUUCUUUUGUUCAUACUUGGAUGCCCGAGCCUGGUACAAAGCUCAUGGUGGAGAACAUGUCCAAGAACUUGAUCGAUCAGGAUGAGUAUCCAAUGACCCAAAUGAUUCACACUCGCUGCGUCUCCAUUCUGGCCGAUCUUUGGCACGCCCCAUCUACUCAGCAGGCUAUUGGGUCCGCCACGACUGGUUCCUCCGAAGCUAUCCAGCUCGGUGGUCUUGCGAUGAAACGUCGCUGGCAAGAACGUCGCAAGGCCGAGGGAAAAUCUAUCCACGAACCGGGCCCCAACAUCAUCAUGGGUGCCAAUGCUCAAGUUGCUCUCGAGAAGUUUGCCCGCUACUUUGAGGUUGAGUGUCGUUUGGUGCCCGUGAGCGAGGAAAGUAAAUACCGUCUGGAUACCAAAAAAGCUAUGGAGGUGGUUGACGAAAACACGAUCGGUGUCUUCGUUAUCCUCGGCAGUACUUACACCGGCCACUAUGAACCGGUCAAGGAAAUGUCCGACCUCCUCGACGAGUAUGAAGCCAAGACAGGGCUCAAUAUUCCCAUUCACGUGGAUGGUGCCUCGGGUGCUUUCAUUGCGCCGUUCGCGCAUCCCAAGUUAUUAUGGGACUUCAAGCUCCCGCGUGUUGUAUCUAUCAACGCUUCUGGCCACAAGUUUGGCCUUUCGUAUGUUGGCGUUGGCUGGGUCGUCUGGCGCUCUAAAGAUCACCUCCCGAAAGACCUCAUCUUUGAAUUGCACUACCUUGGCUCAGUCGAGUACUCGUUCUCACUCAACUUCUCCCGUCCGGCUGCACCUAUUAUCGCCCAGUAUUUCAAUUUCCUCCACCUCGGCUUUGAGGGUUACCGUGCUGUUGCCCUCGAUGAUCUGAGAAAUGCGCGAGUGCUCUCGCGCGCUUUGGAGCGGACGGGGUGGUAUCAAGUCCUAAGUGACAUUCACAGGCUCAAGAGUACGGCGCUUGUCCAAGGAACUCAAGUGACUUUGGGACUUGACGAGGAAAAUGUUGAGAAUUACACAGAGGGGUUGCCAGUUGUUUCCUUCCGCUUCAAAGACGAUUUCAAACAGCAAUACCCUGAGGUCCAGCAGAAAUGGGUCCAGACUUUGCUUCGCGUGAAGGGCUGGAUUGUGCCUAAUUACGAACUCGCCCCUGAUCUGGAACAUGUCGAGAUUUUGCGGGUGGUGGUUCGCGAGAAUAUGACCGAAGCUCUCAUUGACCAGCUUGUAUCCGACAUUGUGCAAAUCACUCAAGAUUUGGUGGACAAAUCUUCGUCGACUCAUGCACUCGAUAUGCUUGGGGCGCAGAAUCAUCAUCGCUCAUCCCAUCACACCUCUGGCAAGCUGGACGAAGGCUCUGGAUCCAAGUCGUCUGGCACAUACGCGAAGCAGUGCUAAGUGGAGCUAAAUGUAACAAAGUAAACCACAAGCGUUCGGCGGAGUUAGACAUAACGUCGAUGUAAUUGUAAAAUUGUACACGUUCGAAUAUUGUACUAUAUUCAGCCUGAUCGUAUAUGGUCUCCAAUUUACUCCGUAUCAAUUAUGG